AAAACAUUAUCCGUUACUUGAUUUCGCUCGCUCUGCAAUCUGCGUGCCCGAGACUGAUGAGAACGCCUCAUAAUCAUCACAAGCGGUACACUGGCAAUGCAUCAGAUUCAUGCUCUCUCACCUCAACCACUAAAGCCGCUACUCUCUGCGCUGUCGCGACGGCGUUGGCUCAACAAGACGCCGGCCCUACAUAAACCACCAAACCUGAAACGUCUCACCUUCCGCGUCGUUCAGCUCACUCGCCGUCGACAGCUCCACCAGAUUGUUGAGGAAAUAAAGAUUGCAAAGAGAAGAUAUGGCAAGCUGAACACCAUCGUAAUGAACGCAGUUUUGGAGGCUUGUGUUCAUUGCGGAGACAUUGAUUUGGCUCUUAAAUUCUUUGAUGACAUGUCACAGCCUGAGAGUUGCGGCGUUGAUAAUGUUACCUAUGGUACUCUAUUGAAGGGUUUGGGUGAGUCUCGAAGAAUUGAUGAAGCAUUUCAAAUACUAGAGGCAGUGGAGAAGGGUGCAGCCGUGGGAAGUCCAAAGCUGUCUGCACCACUUAUUUGUGGUCUGUUAAAUGCUCUAAUUGAAGCAGGAGAUCUACGCCGUGCUAAUGGUCUUCUUGCACGAUAUGGUUUUCUUCUUCGUGAAGGCGGCAAUCCUUCUGUCUUGUUGUACAAUCUUUUGAUGAAGGGACAUAUAAAUGCUGGCAGUCCUGAGGUUGUGUUAACUCUGCAUGAGGAGAUGUUGGAUUUAGGACUAGAGCCUGACAGGCUCACUUAUAACACUUUAAUCUUUGCUUGUGUCAAGUCUGAAAAGUUGGAUGUUGCGAUGUCCUUCUACGAGCAACUGAAGGAGAAAGCUCAGAAAUAUAGCUAUGAUAAUUUUCAUCCUGAUGUUUUCACUUACACUAUGUUACUCGAGGGCUUUGGGCAUGCCAAGGAUCUGCCUUCUGUUCUGAAAAUCAUGUUUGAGAUGAAAUCCUGUCAGAACUUGUUUAUUGAUCGAACUGCUUUCACUGCAAUAGUUGGUGCAUUACUGAAUUGUGGCUCAAUUAAAGGUGCUCUCUGUGUAUUUGGGGAAAUCGUAAAGCGGUCUGGUGCAAAUCCAAAGCUGCGGCCAAAACCUCACCUCUAUGUUUCUAUGAUGCGCAAAUUAGCUGCUAGAGGUGACUAUAUUAUGGUAAAAAAUCUUCAUAAACGCAUGUGGCCAGAUUCUGCAGGAACCAUAUCCUUGGCAGUUCAAGAGGAAGCUGAUCAUCUUCUCAUGGAGGCAGCUUUAAAUGAUGGUCAGGUUAAUGUGUCUAUAGACAAGCUUACCGAUAUCAUUACAAAAUGGAAAGGAAUAUCUUGGAGGAGCAGAGGAAGCAUGGUUGCUGUUCGCAUAGAGGCAUUAUUGGGAUUCACUAAAUCCAUGUUCAGUCCCUACCUACUUCCCCAGAUAUCACCCGAUGAACCAAUUGAGAAUCUCAUGAUGCCAUUUGAAGAAGCUCAGCCAUUACAAUGCACCACAGUCCUGCAGAAAGUGGUUAUGCGUUUCUUCAGGGAUCCAGUUGUGCCUAUUAUAGAUGACUGGGGGAGCUGUGUUGGACUACUGCACCGUGAAGAUUGCACUGAGUUGAAUGCCCCUCUUUCAGCCAUGAUGAGAAGUCCACCUCCUUGCGUUGCCGCCACAACUUCCAUCGGUCAUGUGGUUGAUCUAAUAUUGGAGAAGAGGUACAAGAUGGUUGUGGUAGUGAAACACAGCUCAAGAGCAGUUGGAGUUUUUACCAGUGAGCAAUUGUCAAAACUUGUUGCACCUAUUUCAGAGUUGCCAGGGGCAAGAACUUUAUGUCUGUAGAAGAUUUGUGCAACUAUUUUAGUUAAUUCAUCUUUACCAAUUAUAUUUUCAGUGGAGAUGGGUAGUUAUAUUGGAAUAACUGAAGAGGGAAACAAUGUUAAUGUCAACCAAAACCAUCCCUGGGUGGUCGGGUGACGAUAGAAGCUCUUGGGUAUAUAGUCUUGAGUUUAA
Messenger RNA from Pistacia vera, 1992 nucleotides. Its product is annotated as pentatricopeptide repeat-containing protein At5g10690. The record is from RefSeq and is a predicted model, not a curated record. The transcript has 12 exons. The coding region runs from base 97 to 1821 and encodes 574 amino acids. Gene Ontology annotation, molecular function: protein binding. NCBI's taxonomy places the organism in Eukaryota, Viridiplantae, Streptophyta, Magnoliopsida, Sapindales, Anacardiaceae.